Molecule: messenger RNA, 333 nt
Organism: Staurois parvus
Lineage: Eukaryota; Metazoa; Chordata; Amphibia; Anura; Ranidae
Source: the annotation of a GenBank genome assembly
CGGUCAUGUAAUCAGCUGUGUCCAAUCACAGCUGAUCACAUGGGACAUGUACACUGAUCAUCAGGGCACUGAUGAUCAGUGUGCCCUGAUGAUCAGUGUGGCCCCAGAAGUGCCACCUGUCAGUGGUCAUCAGUGCCACGUGCCAGUGCCCAUCAGUGCCACGUGCAAGUGGCCAUCAGUGCCACAUCAAUGCCACAUAUCAGUGCAUACCAGUGCACAUCAAUGCCACAUAUCAGUGCCCACCUGAACUGCCUUUCAAUGUCACCCAUCAGUGCCAGUCAGUGCCACCUAUCAAUGCCAAUCAGUGCCACCUAUCAGUGCUGCCAAUCAGUG